Eruca vesicaria subsp. sativa (arugula) is the source of this 930-nucleotide messenger RNA. The record is from the annotation of a GenBank genome assembly. NCBI's taxonomy places the organism in Eukaryota, Viridiplantae, Streptophyta, Magnoliopsida, Brassicales, Brassicaceae.
AUGAUCUGUUGCAUAUGGAUGGCUAUAGCGAUGGUUAUUACAGCUUUUCUUAUAUUCAAAUACGAGGGCUUUCGCCGGGAACUUAGAGGAGAAGGUGGAGAAGGAGGAGAGAAAAAAGAGUGGUCAGGUAAUGUAUAUGAAGAUGAGACAUGGAGACCUUGUCUACGCAAUAUUCACCCAGCUUGGCUUCUUGCUUUUCGAGUUGCUGCCUUCUUUGUUCUUCUCAUUAUGCUUAUCAUUAUUGGCAUUGUUGAUGGACCUACCAUCUUCUUCUACUAUACACAGUGGACUUUUGCUUUGAUUACUCUCUAUUUUGGACUAGGCUCUCUUCUUUCACUGCAUGGAUGUUACCAAUACAACAAAAGAGUGGCUGGUGAUAAAGUAGAUAGUAUUGAGGCUAUGUCCAUAGACUCAGAGAGAGUAAUAUCCAAAGGCCCUGAUCAUACUCUUCAACAGAGUCAAUACUCUAGUAAACCAGCUGGUUUUUGGGGAUAUGUUUUCCAGAUAAUUUUUCAGAUGAAUGCAGGUGCAGUUUUGCUCACUGACUGUGUCUUCUGGUUCAUCCUUGUUCCUUUCCUUGAAAUUCAUGAUUAUAGCCUCAAUGUUCUGGUGAUCAGCAUGCACUCUCUUAACGCGAUUUUCUUGCUUGGUGAUGCUGCUUUGAACUCUUUGAGCUUUCCAUGCUUCAGAAUUGCUUACUUCUUCUUAUGGACAAUAGCUUAUGUUUUAUUCCAAUGGACUCUCCACUCGUUAGUCCAUAUAUGGUGGCCUUACCCAUUCUUGGACUUAGCAUCUCACUAUGCUCCACUAUGGUAUUUCUCGGUAGCAGUGAUGCACUUGCCAUGCUAUGGAGCCUUUAUCUUGUUGGUGAAGCUAAAACAUCGGCUUCUUCAGAGAUGGUUCCCUGAAUCUUACCAGAGUCCUCGGUAG